AUGUCAAUUGAUUUCAAAUCAUCGGAAGAUUCUACAUCAACUGCAAGAUAUCAAGUAUUAAGGUCAAUGUCUUCUACGAUUGAAUCAAUGGGUAAAAACAUUAACUUUUACCAUUUUCUUCAUGAAGACAUUUCUUUCGAUGGAAAUGAAUUUCAAUCUAGAGAAAUCGAUGAUGAGUUGGGUGUUGAAAUUCCAGAAGAAGAUAUUACAUCUUCAAGAUCACUUAAUCGUGAGCAACAAGUGUAUAAUGUAGUGUUGGAAAAAGUUUUGUUAAACAAAAAUAUUGCAUUCUUUGUAGAUGGCCUAGGUGUGAAAGGGAAAACAUUCCUAUACAGGGCACUUGUAGCAACAGUAGGAUCAACAAACUUGGUAUCACUUGAAACUUCUUCAUCAGGUGUGGUUGCAUCUAUACUUCUAGCAGGUCGAAAAACUCACUCACACUUUAAUCUUCCACUUGAUACUGAAGAAAAAAUCACAUGUUGUGUGAGCAAACAAAGUGCACUUGCAACUACUUCGUGCAACAAAAUAUGGGAUGAGGCACCAAUGAUAAGAAAACAUCACAUAGAGGCAUUAGACAAAAUGCUACGAGACAUCAAUGAUUCUGAUGUAGCCUUCGGUGGAAAGGUUGUUGUUUUCAGGGGAGAUUUUCGACAAGUAUUACCUAUGGUUCAUAAAGGGACUAGACAAGAGCAGGUUAAUUCCAGCAAUGGAUUUCCACCUAACACAAAAGAUGAAAUCAUAAAAAUACCAAAUGGGAUGCUUGUUCCCUAUGAUGAUGUCAAGACUUUAUUAGAUCACUUAAUAAAAGACGUUUUCCACAACAUUCAAGAAUAUUCAGGAAAUAUGUCAACUAUGAUGAACCGAGCCAUACUAACACCAAAGAAUAGUUUUUUCGAUGAAAUAAAUGCAUUGUUAAUUCAGAGGUUUCUAGGUGAAGUCCAGCAAUAUUACAAUAUAGAUGAGACAAUAGAUAAAACUGAGCAAUCAGUUAUGGAAGAUUUCUUAAACACUUUAGCGCCUAAUGGACUUUUCCCUCAUGAAUUAUUACUAAAGAAAACUUGUCCCAUCAUGCUCCAAAGAAACAUUAAUCCUUCAGAGGGACUAUGCAAUGGAGCCCAUUUUAUUUGUCAGGCUUUCGAUUGA
Humulus lupulus (European hop) is the source of this 1143-nucleotide messenger RNA. RefSeq lists its product as uncharacterized. The transcript is spliced from 2 exons. The record is from RefSeq and is a predicted model, not a curated record. NCBI's taxonomy places the organism in Eukaryota, Viridiplantae, Streptophyta, Magnoliopsida, Rosales, Cannabaceae. Gene Ontology annotation, molecular function: DNA helicase activity. Gene Ontology annotation, biological process: telomere maintenance; DNA repair. Bases 1 to 1143 code for a protein of 380 amino acids.